AUGGGGUCCUUACCUGUCCAGACUAGUUUCGAUGUCGAAGACGUGCUCUCGCAACUGAACACGCCAGAGAAAGUCGCCUUGUUGUCUGGCAUUGACUUCUGGCACACCGCCCCUGUACACCGUCUGGGAGUUCCAUCGAUACGAGUAUCCGACGGUCCCAAUGGUGUUCGUGGCACUCGGUUCUUUAAUGGGGUUCCUGCUGCCUGUCUUCCUUGUGGCACUGGACUCGCAGCAACGUGGGACACCAAGCUCGUCGGAAAGGGUGGAGCAUUACAGGGUGCUGAGGCCAUCGCCAAGGGAGCAUCUGUCAUUCUCGGCCCGACGACAAACAUGCAAAGAUCACCGUUGGGCGGUCGUGGGUUCGAGAGCUUCAGUGAAGACCCAUAUCUUGCUGGCGCCAUGAGUACUGCAACUAUAAACGGCAUCCAAUCGACCGGCGUUGCCGCUACGAUCAAGCACUAUGUCUGUAAUGACCAAGAGGACCAGAGACAAGCCAUCGAUAGCAUUCUGACAGAACGAGCCCUACGAGAGAUCUACCUGAUGCCGUUCAUGCUUGCGCAGAAAGACUCCAAGCCAGAUUGCUACAUGACUGCUUACAACAGGGUCAAUGGCACGCAUGCGAGUGAGAACCCACGAUUGAUCAAGGAUGUUCUUCGUGGCGAAUGGGGCUUUGACGGGCUCGUGAUGAGCGACUGGUUCGGAACUUACUCAACCACCGAGGCGAUCAAAGCAGGCCUCGACCUUGAGAUGCCCGGUCCUACCUAUAUUCGUGGUCACUUAGUCAAUCAAGCUCUGGGCUGUGGCAAGCUUACGCUGCCUGAUAUCGAUGACAGAGUUCGCGAGGUCUUGAAGCUGGUCAAGAAAGUCCAGUCUCUUGGUAUCCCAGAAAAUGCGCCCGAAACCACGGUCGACACCCCCGAAACGGCCGCUCUUCUUCGUGCGCUGUCAUCUGAUGGAAUCGUCCUAAUGAAGAAUGACAACAACAUCCUGCCUUUCAAGAAGGACAAAACCACUGCCAUCAUUGGCCCCAAUGCGGCUUAUGCAGCCUAUUGUGGUGGCGGGUCAGCUUCACUGUUGCCAUACUAUGCUAUCAGCCCCCUCGAUGGAAUUCGAAAACAAGUGCCAGAUGCGAAGUAUGCUCUCGGUGCCCCGGGCUGGAAAGCGUUACCGCUCAUGACGCGCUUGACCAAAACCAAGAAGAAUGAAAAUGGCUUGACGAUGAGGGUCUUCCUGGAACCCACAUCCGUGACGAACCGCAAGGCAAUUGAUGAGGUGCUGGUGAACAAGUCAGACAUCCUUCUGGUUGAUUACAAACACCCUCUUAUCAAGUCAUCCCUCUAUUGGCUCGAAUUAGAUGGCACUUUCACCCCUGAAGAGACGACCGACUACGACUUCAGUCUGUGCUGCGCCGGCACGGGAAAAGUCUUUGUGAACGGAAAAUGUGUUGUCGAUAACGAGACUCACCAACGGCCGGGUAACUCGUUCUUCGGCGCCGGUACCGCAGAGGAGAUUGGAAGAAUGGCACUAGAAAAGGGACAGACAUACGACAUCAAAGUGACCUUCGGCACACUUCCAACCAUGACUUUCAGUAGCCCCGGUACGACUGGCUUUGGCGCCGGCGGGCUGAGGGUGGGACUCGAGCGCAAAGCUGAAAUCAAAACAGAAGUUGAAAAAGCCGUUGAGCUUGCCAAAGAGGUUGACCAAGUGAUCCUGUGUGUUGGUCUGAAUGGUGAAUGGGAGUCCGAAGGCUACGACCGGACAGAUAUGGACCUGCCACCUGGCAGUGACGAGCUCGUCAAGGCAGUUCUCGCCGUCAAUCCCAACACGGCUAUUGUCAUCCAAUCUGGAACACCCGUUACAAUGCCCUGGCUGAAGGAUGCUCCUGCUGUUCUCCAAGCUUGGUACGGUGGCAACGAGACAGGCAAUGCUAUUGCAGAUGUUGUCUUUGGCAACACUAAUCCCAGCGGCAAAUUGCCCCUGAGCUUCCCAAUCAAGAACGAAGACAACCCGGCUUUCCUCAACUACAAAUCCGAACGCAAUCGAGCCAUCUAUGGGGAAGAUGUCUAUGUCGGGUACCGGUUCUAUGAAAAGACCAAGAAGGAAGUCGCCUUUCCUUUCGGCCACGGUCUCAGUUACACCACCUUUAAGAUCAAGGAUGUAUCUGUCAGUGACGACGAUGUUGAGCUUGUGGUGUCCGCUACGGUUUCAAACACCGGCGAGUUGGACGGUGCGCAAGUAGUCCAAGUUUACGUUGCUCAGCAAAACCCGAGCAUCAAUAGACCUCCCAAGGAAUUGAAGGGCUUCACCAAGGUCUUUGUGAAGGCUGGCGAGAGCGAGAAGGUUGAGAUUGUGAUUUCCAAGAAGUACGCCACCAGCUUCUGGGAUGAGGCGAGGGAUGCGUGGGUGAUGGAGAAAGAUGCCUUUGAUGUGCUGGUGGGUGAUUCCAGUGCCAAUACGCCACUGAAGGCUCAGAUUCGCGUCAAGCGGACAACUUGGUGGAGAGGUUUGUAG
Messenger RNA from Fonsecaea nubica, 2511 nucleotides. RefSeq lists its product as hypothetical. Gene Ontology annotation, biological process: glucan catabolic process. Lineage: Eukaryota; Fungi; Ascomycota; Eurotiomycetes; Chaetothyriales; Herpotrichiellaceae. The coding region runs from base 1 to 2511 and encodes 836 amino acids. The record is from RefSeq and is a predicted model, not a curated record. The transcript has 3 exons. Gene Ontology annotation, molecular function: beta-glucosidase activity.